AUGUCAGAGCUGCCCAAGGGCAUGUCCCUAAAGAAAUUCAAUGACUUACCAACUACACGUGCAAUCCUUUAUUACCUUGAUUCAGAUGAAGAAGGGGAGAAUAAAAUCGAAUACGAAGUCGGACAAAGCGUUUCAGUGUAUGCAUCCAAAGAAGGGCGUAAGGGAGUGGAUCCCAAUGAUUUAUGGUAUGCAAUCAUUGAAUGUAUCCGUGUAGACAAGCGUGCAAGGGCUUCAGAGCAUUUUUGGGUCAAGAUUCGUUGGUAUUGGAGGGCAGACUUUGAAGAGCCAAUUUUUAAAAAGGCUUCUCAGUCAGACUCCAGAUUAUUGUGCAUGGGACGCCAAGAACUGUUGGAGUCAGAUUUGUCCAUCUGGGCAGAAGCCAAAGUAUUAGCUGGUGAGAACAAUCCACAGCUUUUGUAG
Messenger RNA from Suillus fuscotomentosus, 420 nucleotides. RefSeq lists its product as uncharacterized. NCBI's taxonomy places the organism in Eukaryota, Fungi, Basidiomycota, Agaricomycetes, Boletales, Suillaceae. The coding region runs from base 1 to 420 and encodes 139 amino acids. The record is from RefSeq and is a predicted model, not a curated record. The transcript has 4 exons.